CAUGCCGUGUCGGGGUCCAGCGGCCUCCCUCGCGUGGAGGUCCUGAAGCACCUGGAACACCGCCUGCACAACAGCGGACUCCCGCCUGCCUCCCUGCCUCCGUCCAUGGCCUGCCCGCCUCUGGCCCUCCUUCUGCUGGGGGCCCUCCUGGCAGCCUUCCAGCCAGCCCUGACCAAGCCAGAAGCACUGCAGGUCUUCCCAGGCCAAGUGGCCCAACUGUCCUGCACCAUCAGCCCCCGUUACGCCAUCAUCGGGGACCUCGGCGUGUCCUGGUAUCAACAGCGAGCAGGCAGCGCCCCCCGCCUGCUCCUCUACUACCGCUCAGAGGAGGACCAACACCGGGCCCCUGGCAUCCCGGACCGCUUCUCCGCAGCUGCGGAUACAGCCCACAACACCUGCAUCCUGACCAUCAGCCCCGUGCAGCCCGAAGAUGAUGCUGAUUAUUACUGCUUUGUGGGCGACUUAUUCUAGGGGUGUGGGAUGAGUGUUUUCCAUCUGCCUCCCACUUCUGCUCCUGACCUUGGGACCCUCUCUCUGAGCCUCUGUUUUCCUCCUCUGUGAAAUGGGUUAAUAAUAUUCACCAUGUCAAC
Messenger RNA from Odocoileus virginianus texanus, 590 nucleotides. It is a transcript of the gene VPREB3, whose product is annotated as V-set pre-B cell surrogate light chain 3. The record is from RefSeq and is a predicted model, not a curated record. NCBI's taxonomy places the organism in Eukaryota, Metazoa, Chordata, Mammalia, Artiodactyla, Cervidae. Gene Ontology annotation, biological process: immunoglobulin production; immune response.